Molecule: messenger RNA, 5753 nt
Organism: Schistocerca gregaria
Lineage: Eukaryota; Metazoa; Arthropoda; Insecta; Orthoptera; Acrididae
Exons: 3
Coding region: 91-5670 (1859 amino acids)
Biological process (GO): lipid transport; transmembrane transport
Cellular component (GO): intracellular membrane-bounded organelle; membrane
Molecular function (GO): ATP binding; ABC-type transporter activity; lipid carrier activity
Source: RefSeq, a predicted model, not a curated record
ACUUUACGUUUAUUGUGUAGUUGAUGACAGCUGCUCCGUAUCAGCCGUUCUCUUUAAAUCAGCUAUAGUAUACAGACGACCAGCUAAAACAUGAAAAAAUCUAGCACUUGGCUUCAGUACAGGUUGCUUUGCGCAAAGAGAUUUCAAAUUUGCUACAGAAAUUCCUCUCUUGUAAAACUUGCUCUGCUCCCUGUCCUGAUUGUCCUUGUCCACUAUGUCAUAAAUGUCGCGUUUAGUAAUAUGGAUGGAUACGGAGACCUGCGAGUAAAUGAAUACGAUUUUAUAGACAAAAUCCCAGACUAUUGCGCAAACAAGAGUAGCGACAAGCAAUGCUAUAAUAUGGUGUACGCGCCUGCAAACGCACCAUGGGUAGGUGAUAUGAUGAAGGAGCUUGCCAAUGCGUCUGGCUUGAGCGUUGAAAGCUUCAAGGGUAUCGACUUAGGAGGGAGUGAUAGCUACCAAUCGCUUGUCGAAUUCAUAAAUGAUACUUUGGGUAAGAAGAACCAUUUUCAGGGCUUCAGCCUUUUUUAUGAUGGCAAGAUGCCCUAUGACCUUAUAAAAGUAUCAGACCACAUUGUCAAGAACCAAAUGUUUCUAGCCGAUCAGCUGAAUGCCAUUUCCGAUUCCAUUUCUGGUAAAUCCCCGCAAGAAGUUAUUUCAGAAUGGAUAAAAAUUUUUAGCCAGAUUCCAGGACUGAUGGAGAUUCUCGAUGUCACGCCCGAAAAAAAUGCGAAGCUCAUUGAAAUUCUUGGAAGCAGCAACAGUACACCACCAUCCAACCCGUCUUACCUAACGUUCUAUUAUGCCAACACCACUAGCCUCCCUUUUGUUCAGGCCACUGUCCACUUGGCUGAGAAAUACUGCUUUUAUCGCCAUUUCGCUGACAAGGGCUUAAAUACGUCUGGAAUCCAGUACAACAUUGAAUACAGCGGAUAUCCAUCGCCUCUUGGCUCGAUCACCAUGUUUGGCCUUUCCGAGAUCGUUGCUGCCGUCCUAUACAAUCUCAUUUCCACUAUCAUUUUCUCGGCGAUUUUGUCUGACUUAGUCAACGAAAAAUACUUUCAGUUGCGUACAACACUUCAUCAGGCAGGCUUGACUAGAACGGCUUACUUCCUGUCCUGGAUAACCUAUAUUCUCGUCGUGUCUUUUAUCUCGGCCUUGACGAUGUGCACGAUUGGCGUGGCCUUACCGCUCGAGAUGUUCCGCAACUCGAAUUUCCUCGUCUUGCUCAUUAUUUAUUUUACGCUCAACUUCUCUAUGGGGUGCCUCGCGCUGUUCAUAUCCACCUUUAUCCAAGUUCCAAACAGUGCUUUGACGGUGAGCUACGUGAUCAUCAUGCUCGGCGCAUUUCUGCAGUUCUUCCUCGUCAUCGGCAACGGCCUAGUCGUACAACUUACUCAGGCUUCCACCUCUGUUACCACCAUAAUUGUUCGCGUGAUUCUCAAUAUGUUUCCCUUCGGCGUUUCCGCGUACAUCUACAACAUCAUCAUAGCGCUCACUUCUUACGUCAAUAAGGCGCCAAUCGGACUGGGGUUCUCCUCGUUUACCGAGGAGUACGCCGAGUUGCUUCCCUACUAUCCGACGCUGCUUUCCAUCUACUAUAGGCUGUGGAUCAUCGCCCUGGUCGCUCUGAUCCUUUACUGGUACUUCGACAACGUGCUGUUCAAGGUUGAUCUAAAAAGACGUCCAGCUUACUUCUUCCUCACGCCCAGCUACUGGGGUAUUCGGCGCAAGAGGCGCUCCGCAGAGACCGAGCAGUCCGUCUUUGAGCCGCACCUGGAUUCCUGUGACUCGGCCGACUCGAGCGCCGAAGAUGAGUAUCGACGCGCAGUCGAAGCGGCUCAAUCGGAUAUGGAAAAGGACAUUGCCAUCAAUGCCAUCAACGUCACCAAAGUGUACAGGCCCUGGUAUUCGAGAGAGCGUAAAGCGUUCACUGCCGUCAACCAUUUGUCUCUCUCGAUCAAAAGGGGCGAGUUCUUCACGAUCCUUGGCCACAACGGUGCCGGAAAGACGACGCUGUUCUCGGUCUUGAACGGUCGGUCUUCGAUGACGGACGGGUACGCGCACUAUUUCGGCUACGGCUUGAGGGACGACCCGGAGACGGUGCGCAACAUGAUGGGGUGCUGCUUGCAGCACGACACGUUUUGGCCGGAAUUGACGGCGCUGGAGCACUUGGAUCUGUUUCACCGGCUUCGGGGCGUGGAGAAGGGGGAGCUGAAGGAUCAGGGAAUGGAGCUGUUGAGGCUGCUGGACUUGGAGGGGGUCGCCAACCAGAAGGCCGACUCGUUCAGCGGCGGGAUGAAGCGUCGGUUGAGCUUCGCGAUCAGUUGUACGGGGGACCCGCAGAUUUUGUUCUUGGACGAGCCGUCGAGCGGGUUGGACCCGGAGAACUACAAGCGCUUGUGGCAGGUGCUGCAGUCGAUGAAGGGUCGGGUGACGAUUGUGUUGGUGACGCAUAACAUGAUGGAGGCGGAGCUGCUGAGCGACCGGGUGGGCGUGAUGGUGAACGGCCAGUUCAAGGCGAUUGGGACGGUGCUGGGUUUGAAGAGCAAGUUCGGGUACGGGUACCAGAUAACGGUGUGCACAGAAGAGGGACAAAACGAGGCGGUGGCGAGGAACUACCGAGAAAAGCACCCGUACCUGAACGUCAGGGAGUGCGAAGGGGACAAGACGCGGCUGGAGAUGGACGUGAGGAAGUGCGACAUUGAGCGCAUACCCGAGCUGUUGUCGACGCUGGAGAGGGACGGUGCGGUAAAGGCGUGGAACGUGAGCCAGUCGUCGCUGGAGUCGGUGUUCAUGUCGAUAGCGGAGAAGUACGAUUUGAAGAAGGUGUACGACGACGACUCAAAAAUGUCAGAAAGGAAGAGAGCGAAAGAGGAGAAGAAAGUUAAGGCGUUAGAGAAUUCGAAGAAGGGUUUCGACAACAAUGAGGUACCGGCGGGUGAAAAAGUGAAGUCGUAUCCUUUGUCGGCGCUAUUCGAGCUGAGUUGGGUGCUGCAGUUCCGUCGAAAUAGAUAUUCGACUGGCUUCGUGAUACUUUUGCCCAUUCUCGUUUUGAUGUUGUUGGUGCCGCUGCGGAGCUAUUUGAGGUCGGAGUAUCAAAAUUCCGCCUCGAGCCUUCCCUUGACAGGCAUUCCGAUAGCGAACUUCAACUCGUUCAUGUCGCCGACCCGCAGCAUGUGCCGAUCGUAUUGCGAUUUCGCGCGACAGGUAUCGCCCGAUCCGUCGGUGGACCUGAGUCUGCUUGGAUUCGACGCAGAAGGAAAAUUCGCCGGCGAGUUGGGCACCACAUACUUUAGCUAUUUUCCCGAACACUGGUGCCUCUUCUCUGAGUUCCCCCCCCCGCCGGUGCUCACAACGAACGACGAACGUCAGUUCCGAGAGGAGAUGUACGACUCCAUCAAAAACAGAGUCAGCUCAGCCCCGAGUACCGAUAUGCAGUCUUUCAACGUGUGCGCUGCGCCCCUUCCUUACGUGCAUACUGAAUUCCACGAUUUGUCGAUUGACUUGCGGAAUGCGACCGCGCCGAUCGCCAACAUGAACGUCAAGCUCUCCGUGAACGACUACGUCGACAAGUAUUCCCCGUACAUCCGCUACUUCAUCCGGCGAGACGUCUCCCUGGUCGCGAGGGAUUCCAAAAGCAUCGACAAAGACUCUUUCGAGAAGUUGAACGUUUUCGCGCGCAUUCAGGAAUUCGUCAUCCACCUCAGGCUCUACCGAGCCUUUCUCUCCGCGAGCAUCGGCCCCGCUGCCGAGGAAAUACCGUCCGAGGUCGUAUUCGUGCCCAUUCCGCCGGAGGACAACACGGAACUCAUCGACCAACUGAUAGCCGAAAUCUUCAGCAUAGGCAUUCUCCCCUACUCCUUCUCCCUGUUCAUCCCGCUCUCACUAUACGGACUCGCCAAGGAAAACAGCGACCGCACCAAGAAAAUGAUGUACAUCCACGGGCUCCCUCCGGCCUACUACUACAUCAACGUCGCCCUCACUUGGGGCGUCAUCUACUUGGUUUCCUCGAUUCUGUUCAUAUUCUUUGGCCUCGCCUUCGACAUUGACUUCAUCGCCGCGUCCACGUCCGCAUUCUCCCUGAUCCUCUUGGGCUGGGGUCUCGCUUUCAUAUCUUUCGUCCUACUUGUCUCCACCUUCAUCUGCACCACGAGCACAGCCGUCUUCGUCGGGUUCGGCGUCGCCAUCUUCCUCUGCACCGCCGUCAGCUCGGUCGCCGUGCAGCUCUACGAUCCCACGGACUCGUUCCUGCACCCGCUUCCCACCUGGCUCUACUUCUGGCUCCAGACCUGUCUUCUCAGGUGCCUGAAGCUCAUCAGCACCCGCAAAGACGGAGCGCCCUUGGUCGGACAGAUAUGGGAACCACCCCUAAACACCGAAUUCGUCCGCAGUCUCUCCUUCCUCUACGUUUGCGCGUUGGUCUACUUCGUCCUCUUCCUGAUCUCGUUGAUCUUCUACACCGGCGAUUUCAGCUACCCUCACUACCUCGCCGUCCGUCUCUGGACCUUCGUCGCCGAGCUCCCCCGCAGAGCGCUGCGCCGCUUUUUCCCCGCCAAGCGCCCCAGUCCCGAGGCCGCCCCCCUCCUCGCUGAUCCCAGCUUGCCCAUCCAAACGGGAAUAAAAGACGUCCAGGCAGAGGAAGCGCUCGUUUGCCAAUACGUCGCCGGCGACUCGCUCCCCGACACUCCGCUCCACAACUGGCCCCUCGUCAUCCAGGGACUCCGCAAAAAAUACCCCGGCGGAAAGGUCGCCGUAAAGGAGUUCUAUCUCCACGCGCCCCUCUCCACCUGCUUCGGACUCCUCGGCGAAAACGGCGCCGGAAAGUCCACCCUCCUCUCCAUGCUCACCGGCACCAUCCCCAUCACCAGCGGCACCGCCUACAUAUGCAGCUUCGACAUCUCCCGCCAACUCUCCAGCGCCCUCAAGUGCAUCGGCUACUGUCCCCAACACGACGUCCUCUGGGGCGAACUCACCGUCCAAGAACACCUCGAAUUCUAUGCCAGACUCGGCGGCGUCCGCCCCUCCAAAUCCCGCAAAUACGUCAAGAAAUUCCUCUGGGACGUCGGACUCUACCACUGUCGGCACCGACAGAGCUCCAAACUCAGCGGCGGCAUGAAGCGCCGACUCUCUCUCUCCAUCGCCAUCUGCGCCAACAGCUACGUCGUCUUCCUCGACGAACCCUCCUGCGGACUCGACGUCAUGAACAAACGCCAAAUAUGGCACAUCGUCCAAAACAACAAGCACGGACGCACCGUAAUCAUCACCACUCACGGCAUGGACGAAGCCGAAACUCUCUGCGACAAAAUCGGCGUCAUGGCGCAGGGAUCGCUCUGGUGCUACGGCAACCCCCAAUACAUCAGAAACCUCUACAACCAAGGCACCUACCUCCGCGUCGUCUUCUCCGACGAAACCCUCGGCUCCAACUUCAUCAAACAACGCAUCCCCUCCUCCGUCGCCAAAUACAAAUUCUCGAAGACGACGCAAUACUACGUGCCCUCUUCUCAACCCCUCUCCUCUGUCUUCCAAACUCUACUCAACUCGUCCACUCAAACCUCCGGUAUCGAGGAUUGGGGACUCUCUCAGCCCGGACUCGAAUACGCCUUCGAACAAAUCGUCAAUCACGUCCGCAAUCAAAACCCCUCCACCACCUCUGUCUCCCACGCGUAAAACACCUCUCUAUUUCUCUGAAUAGACCCACCAAAAACGCUCUACCUCUUCAACUCGACAAAAAUAAGUUCAAAAAAAAAAAA